ACUUGGAAAGAGGCUUUUCCUCCUUGGACAUCUGCUGGCGGAGCUUUCAGUAGCCAGAGAGAGGAGAGAGGGGUCCAGCCGCAGCUCCUGACACUUCUCUCUUACUCUGCAGAGGAGGAAGCUUCAAGCAGGCUGCUCUGAACAUUGGUCGCUUCAUUCUUUAGGGGGUUGAAUAGACUGAUUGAUGCGCUGCUGACCCUCUAAGACCAAAGAUGAAGAUAGGGCUGUCACUGGCCGCGGCUGCCUUCCUUGCAGCCUUGUUAUCCUCCGUAGAUGCUCAAGUGGAACCUCCCUCAGACUUGAAAUUUAAAAUUCUAAAUGAGAACACAGUGGAUAUGUCAUGGGCAAGGCCCUCAGCAAGGAUAGAUGGCUUCAGAAUACAAGUUGUGUCAGAUGCAGAUGAACCGGUUAGAGACUUUACCCUUGAUGCCUACACCACUACGACCUCAAUCAGUAACCUGACCCCUGACUUGGACUACUCAGUGUCCAUAAACUCCUAUUAUGGGUCAGAGGAGAGCAUUCCCAUCUUUGGGCAACUAACCAUUCAGUCCAGUAACACCAGUGGACGAGUCAGGAGGCCACAGUCAGAUGCAAUCAAGUGCUCGGUCAGUGCAAUAGCAGAUUUGGUUUUUCUGGUGGACGGCUCAUGGAGCGUGGGCAGAGAAAACUUUAAGCACAUCCGCAGUUUCAUCGCAGCCCUGGCAGGGGCCUUCGACAUUGGCGAGGACAAGACACGGGUGGCCGUGGUUCAGUACAGCACAGAUACCCGCACAGAGUUCCCUCUCACCCGUUACACCAGAAGAGGAGACCUGCUCCAAGCCAUCAACUCCCUGCCAUACAAGGGAGGAAAUACUAUGACAGGUGAUGCCAUAGAUUACCUGCUGAGAAACAUCUUCACGGAGGAAGCUGGAUCCCGAAAAGGUUUUCCAAAGGUAGCCAUGAUCAUCACUGAUGGAAAAUCCCAGGACCCAGUGGAGGAGUAUGCUAAAAGACUUAGGAACAUUGGAGUGGAAAUAUUUGUCCUAGGUAUCAAAGGAGCAGAUGAGGAUGAGCUAAGGGAAAUUGCCUCCUCACCUCAUCACAAACAUGUGUACAAUGUUCCCAACUUUGACCUGAUCCAAGAGGUACAGAAAAAGAUCAUCACAGAGGUGUGCUCCGGUGUUGAUGACCAGCUCAGCUCUCUGGUCAGCGGAGAAGAAAUGGUGGAGGCACCAUCUAACCUGCAGGUCACUGAAAUUGCAUCUAAGUCAAUGAGAGUGACAUGGGAUAUCUCCAUGGAUGAAAUCACAGGCUACAAGCUCACGCUCAUUCCCAUGUUACCUGGAAUGAAACGCCAAGAGCUAUACAUUGGACCCACUCAGACAUCCAUAAAUGUCCGUGACCUUUCCCCUGAGACUGAGUAUGAGAUCAGCUUGUAUGCCCUCAAAGGUCUGACUCCCAGUGAACCCAUCCAGGCGAUGGAGAAGACCCAACCUGUCAAGGUGUCAACAGAGUGCUCUCUGGGAGUGGAUGUGCAGGCUGAUGUGGUCCUUCUUGUUGAUGGUUCGUACAGUAUUGGAUUACAAAACUUUGCCAAAGUCCGUGCCUUCUUGGAGGUUCUGGUCAAUUCCUUUGACAUCGGCCCCAGUAAGGUCCAGAUAAGCUUGGUCCAGUACAGUCGCGACCCACACACUGAGUUUGCCCUCAACACCCACCAUGAUAUUAAUGCUGUUGUCAAAGCUGUGCGCACCUUCCCCUACCGUGGAGGCUCCACUAACACUGGCAAGGCCAUGACCUAUGUCAGGGAGAAGAUCUUUAUCAAUUCCCGUGGAGCAAGACAGAAUGUCCCCCGUGUCAUGGUCCUGAUCACAGAUGGAAAGUCUUCAGACUCUUUUAAGGACGCAGCCACCAACCUGAGGAAUAUCGAUGUGGAGAUCUUUGCCGUUGGUGUGAAGGAUGCAGUGAGGUCUGAGUUGGAGGCCAUUGCUAAUCCCCCAGCAGACACUCAUGUCUAUGAGGUGGAGGACUUUGAUGCCUUCCAGAGGAUUUCCAAGGAGCUGACUCAGUCCAUCUGUCUGAGGAUUGAACAGGAGCUACUCAACAUCAAAAAGAGAAGUCUGCUUCCACCCAGAGACUUGCAGUUCUCUGAAAUUACCUCCAGAAGCUUCCGUACCACAUGGACGGCCCCUGCUGCCGCUGUCUUGUCUUACCUGGUGCGUUUCCGCAAGGCUGAAGAUGUCACCGGAGACUACAUUUCCCUGGCAGUGCCAAAAGAUACCACCACAGCUGUUCUGCCCCACCUUUAUCCCCUCACUGCUUAUGAAGUCAACGUCUUUGCUCAGUACGAUAAAGGAGACAGUUUCCCUUUGACCGGUGAAGAGACCACUCUUGAAGAACAAGGGAGUGUACGAAACUUACGAGUUACAGAGGAGACAACAAACAGUUUUAGGGUGUCAUGGCAACCUGCUCCAGGCUCGGUGAUCAGGUAUCGCCUGUCCUACGUUCCACUGAAUGGUGCUGGGGAGACACUGGAGGCACAGACAAUUGGAACUGAAACCACCAUGGUCCUCCAGGAGCUUUUCCCCAUUACCACCUACCGUGUGUCUGUGUCUGCUGAGUAUGCUACUGGCCUAGGGAAUGAGAUGCAGGUCGAUGGUACCACUAAGGAAGUCCGUGGCUCUCCUCGUGACCUUCGUGUCUUUGACGAGACCAUAUCUACAAUGAAACUGGCAUGGCAGGCUGCUCCAGGAAAUGUCCUUCAAUAUCGUAUCGCCUUCAAACCUGCUGACGGUGGUGAGAGGAAGGAGAUAUCGGUCAAAGGAGAUAACACCCAGGCUCUGCUGAAGAACUUAAAACCAAGCACUGAAUAUGAGCUGUUUGUUAGUGCUCGCUAUUCCUCCGGUUUGGGUGAACCUCUUCUGGGCACAGGAACCACUUUAGAAGAGCUUGGUUCACCCAGAGACUUGGUGACCAGGGACGUCACUGACACCAGUUUCGCUGUGUCUUGGACCGCAGCCCCUGGUAAUGUUCGUCAGUACCGGAUCAGGUGGAAGUCUCUGUUCACUGAAGAGGCUGGGGAAAAGACAAUAACAGGAGACACCACUGCCACAGUUCUGGAUGGUCUCACCCCAGAGACACGCUAUCAGGUCUCUGUGUUUGCUGGCUACGGCCAUGGAGAGGGCCAGCCACUGGUCGGAGAGGAAACCACAGAUAUUUCAGCUGCCGGCAGAGCAAUUGUUGUCUCAGAGGAGACAGAGAAGACCAUGAAGGUGACAUGGAAGGCGGCACCUGGAAAUGUGCUGAACUACCGUGUCACAUACAAACCCCAGGCUGGAGGGCGCCAGCUAGCAGCCAAGGUGCCCGGUGGCACGACUACCACUGUGCUGAGACGCCUUACUCCCCUCACCACCUAUGACAUCACCGUCCUGCCAGUGUACCGUUCCGGAGAAGGCAAAGCAAGGCAAGGAGUAGGAACAACACUGUCGCCUUUCAAAGGUCCUAGGAACCUCCAAACUUCAGAGCCUACCAAGACCAGCUUCCGUGUUACCUGGGACCAUGCUCCUGGUGAUGUUAGGGGCUACAAAGUCACUUUCCACCCUGUAGGGGAUGAUAUUGACCUGGGGGAACUUCAGGUUGGCCCCUAUGACAAUACUGUGGUGCUGGAGGAGCUCAGAGCUGGUACCAAAUACAAUGUGAAUGUGUUUGGUAUGUUUGAUGGAGGAGAGAGUAUGCCAUUGGCUGGAGAGGAGAAAACCACUCUCAUCGACAUACCUGAGCCUUCUCUUGUUACGCCAUCAGAUGUGAUGUGUAAGACCACUGCGCAGGCUGACAUUGUGCUGCUGGUGGACGGCUCAUGGAGUAUUGGACGUCUCAACUUCAAGACCAUUCGUGCCUUCAUCGCCCGUAUGGUGGGAGUCUUUGACAUUGGCCCCGAAAGGGUCCAAAUUGGUCUUGCUCAGUACAGUGGAGACCCCAAGACUGAGUGGCAUUUGGACGCUCAUAGAACCCGGGACUCACUCCUGGAAGCUGUGGCUAACCUGCCCUACAAAGGCGGAAACACCUUGACUGGUCUGGCUUUGAAGUACAUCCUCCAGAACAAUUUCAAAGAAAAUGUUGGGAUGCGACCCAACUCUCGGAAGAUUGGUGUGUUGGUCACUGACGGCAAAUCCCAGGACGACGUCAAUAUCUUCUCUCAGAGCUUGCGCGAUCAGGGCAUUGAGCUGUAUGCCAUCGGCGUGAAGAAUGCUGACGAGAAUGAGUUGAGGUCCAUUGCCUCUGAUCCGGAUGAUAUUCACAUGUACAACGUGGCUGACUUCUCCUUCCUGUUGGACAUUGUGGACAAUCUUACUGACAACCUCUGUAACAGUGUCAAGGGACCAGGAGGCGCACUGGAUGCUCCCACUGAUCUGGUGACAUCAGAUGUGACUCAGCAAUCCUUCAGAGCCACCUGGACUGCUCCUGAAGGCUCAGUGGAGCAAUACCGUGUUGAGUACAUGACUCUGUCUGGACGCCCACUGCAGGUGUAUGUGGAUGGUACUGAGACCACGGUGGUUCUCCAGAAACUCAACCCUCUGACUGAGUACCUGGUCAACGUCUACUCCGUGGUGGGAGAGGAGAGCAGUGAGCCUCUUAAAGGAACCGAGACCACAUUGCCCCUGAGUGCCGUGAGGAGGAUGGACAUUUAUGAUGAAAAGACCACCACCAUGCGGGUGAGGUGGGAGGAGGCGGUGGGUGCUACGGGCUACAUGCUGCUGUACAGCGCCAUCAAUGCCACUGAGCCGUCCCUGGAGCAGGAGAUCAGAGUGGGAGGAGAUACAACUGAUGUCCAGCUGGCCAGGCUGCACCCCAACACGGCCUACACACUGUCCCUUUUCGCUCUGCAUGGAGAAUCAGCAAGUGAACCACUGACCAAGCAGGGAGUCACGUUGCCCCUACCACCUGCGGGCGAACUGAGGGUUCGUGAUGUCACCCACAGCACCAUGAUGCUUAACUGGGAUGCUGCUCCUGGUGCUGUUCGCAAGUACCUUGUCACCUAUAAGCCUGAGGAGGGAGAGGCUAAAGAGCUGGAGGUGGGAGGAAGUGUGACCACCAGACAACUGGACAACCUGAUCUCACAGACUGAGUAUGCUUUAGCUGUUACUCCAGUCUACGACGAGGGACCUGGACAGACAAUGUCCGGAGAGGCAACCACUGAUGUGGUUCCUGCACCGAAGAACCUGCGAUUCUCAGAAGUUACCCAGACCAGCUUCAGAGCCACCUGGGAGCAUGGAGCCCCUGAUGUCGCUCUGUACCGCAUUGGCUGGACUAAGCAGGGAGAUCCCAACUUCCAAUAUGCCAUUCUGAACAGUGAUGAGACAACCUAUGUCCUGGAGAACUUGGAGCCAGACACGCCCUACGAUGUGUCUGUCACCGCCAUCUAUCCAGAUGAAUCAGAGAGCGAGGAUCUGCUGGGCACUGAGAGGACAUUGUCCAAGAAUGAUCGUAAACCAACACCUAAUGCACCUCCCACCAACCUGGUUGUGUUCAAUGAAACCAUCACUAGCCUGAACGCCAGGUGGAACCCACCUACAGGUCGCGUCCAGAACUACAGGAUCACCUAUGUCCCCACAGCUGGAGGCAGGAGCCAGACAACCCAGGUAGGAGGGAAGAAGAAUACUGUCCUGCUUCCCAAGCUGACCCCUGACACUGAGUACUCCAUCAGCGUGGUGGCUGUCUAUGCCCAAGGAGUCAGCCGAGAUCUUAAUGGCGUUGGAAAGACCAGGCCUUUGGGUGGUGUAAGGAACCUGCGGGUUACUGACCCCACCACCAGCUCCCUGAAUGUCCUGUGGGAGGCUGCUGAGGGCAACGUGCGCCAGUACAGGAUCUUCUAUGUUCCUGAGGCUGGAGGAGAAGAAGAGAUGGUUCAGGUCUCAGGCAGCACCUACAACACUGUGCUGAAGAACCUGCAGUCUGACACUGUCUACACUGUAACUGUAGUUCCCAUCUACUCCGCUGGAGAGGGACAACGCAUGUCUGAGAAUGGCAAAACAUUGGAGCGUAGCCCCGUCAGGAACAUCCAGGUUUUCAACCCCUCUACCAACAGUCUGAACGUUCGUUGGGAGGCUGCCACAGGUCCAGUCCAGCAGUACCGGGUGGUCUAUGCACCUCUGACGGGCGCCAGGCCCUCUGAGUCGGUUUUGGUACCAGGGACCACCACCACAGCCUUGCUGCAGCAGCUGCUCCCAGACACUCAAUACAACGUUGGAGUGGUUGCCCUGUACAGCGAUGGUGAAGGACCCACUAUCAGUGAUGCUGGAAAGACAUUGCCCCGUAGUGGCCCAAGGAACAUGCGCGUGUACGACCCCACCACCACCACUCUCUCUGUGAGCUGGGAACAUGCUGAAGGUCCUGUCAUGCAAUACCGCAUUACCUACGCCCAAACCACAGGAGAUCCCAUCGAAGAAUAUACUACAGUACCCGGAAACAGAAACAAUGUGAUCCUGCAGAACCUGGAUCCAGACACGCCUUAUAAUAUCAAAGUGACCGCGAUCUAUGCCGACGGGUCAGGAGGACAGCUGGAGGGAGAUGGACGCACAGUGGGUAUGCUUGGCCCCAGGAAUCUCCGUGUUUCUGAUGAAUGGUACACCCGCUUCAGGGUGGCCUGGGACCCCGCCCCCUCCAGGGUUAAUGGAUACAAGCUUAUCUACACACCUGAGGGCUCUGAUGAGCCCUUGGAGGUGUUUGUUGGAGACGUGACUUCCUAUCAACUGCAUAACCUGAAACCUGGAACCACCUAUGACCUGAAGGUGCUGGCACAGUACAACACCGGCUUCAGUGAACCUUUGAUUGGACAAGGCACCACAUUGUACCUGAAUGUGACAGACCUGACCACCUACAAUGUCGGCUAUGACAACUUCUGUGUCCGAUGGGCGCCUCACAGAGCGGCUACCUCCUACAGGGUCAAAGUCAAUCCUUUUGACACUUCCAAGAGAGGAGCUCAGGAGAUCACCGUCAGAGGCUCAGAGAGCAGCUACUGCUUUGACGGCUUGACCCCCGACACUCUCUACAAUACCACCGUCUACACCCAAACCCCCAACCUGGAGGGACCUGGAGUGAGCGUCAAGGAGAGGACAUUGGUCAAACCCACAGAGGUGCCAACCGAGCCUCCCACCCCCCCUGCUCCAGCAACAGUCCCCCCUGCACUGGAUGUGUGCAAAGGUGCUAAGGCUGACCUGGUCUUCCUCAUUGAUGGUUCCUGGAGUAUUGGAGACGAGAGCUUCAACAAGGUCAUCCAGUUUGUCACCAGCAUGACUGGAGCCUUCGAUGUCAUCAGCCCCAGCGGCAUGCAGGUCUCCUUUGUGCAGUACAGUGAUGACGCCAAGACCGAGUUCAAACUGAACACCUACCAUGACAAGGGCAUAGUGCUGUCAGCUUUGCAGACUGUCCGCUACAGAGGCGGAAACACCAAGACAGGCAUUUCUCUGAAGCACGUCUACGAGAAGGUGUUCACCUCAGACAGCGGCAUGAGGAGGAACGUCCCGAAGGUGCUGGUGGUGGUCACAGAUGGACGCUCCCAGGACGAUGUCAAGAAGAGCGCAGAAAAACUGCAGCACUCUGGCUACAGUGUGUUUGUGGUUGGAGUGGCCGAUGUCGACAUGACGGAGUUGAGAAAUAUCGGCAGCAAGCCCAGUGAGAGACAUGUGUUCGUGGUCGACGACUAUGACGCCUUUGCCAAGAUCCAGGACAACUUGAUCACCUUUAUCUGUGAAACGGCCACUUCCACUUGUCCUCUGAUCUACAUCAAUGGAUUCACCACGCCUGGCUUCAGGAUGCUUGAGGCUUUCAACAUCACAGACCGGACUUUCGCUGGCAUGAAUGGCGUGUCCAUGGAGCCGGGUUCCUUUAACAGCUACAUUGCCUACAGGCUGCAUAAGGAUUCCUUCCUGAACCAGCCCACCAAGGAGAUUCAUCCGGAGGGUCUUCCCCCAUCUUACACCAUUAUCCUGCUCUUCCGCCUCCUGCCCGACACAGCCUCCGAGCCUUUUGAUAUCUGGCAGAUUGCAGACAAAAACAACAACCCUGAAGUCGGGAUCACCGUCAACCCUUCCAGCAAAACAAUCACGUUCUACAACAAGGACACCCGAGGAGAGGUCCAGAGAGCCACGUUUAAUGAGGAGCAAGUGAAGCGGGUUUUCCAUGGGAGCUUCCACAAGCUCCACAUCAGCAUCUCUCCCGAGAAAGUCAAGCUCAACGUGGACUGCCAAGAAGUGGCAGAGAAGCCAAUCAAGGAGGCCAACAACAUCACACUGGACGGCUAUGAAGUGCUUGGCAAGUUGGUCAAGUCUGGAGGUGGAAGGAGGCAGUCUGCAACAUUCCAGCUCCAGAUGUUCGAUAUUAUCUGCAGCUUGAGCUGGAUCAGCCGAGACAGAUGCUGCGACCUGCCCAGCAUGAGAGAUGAGGCCAAGUGCCCAGCCCUUCCCCACUCGUGCACAUGCACACAGGACAGCAUCGGCCCUCAGGGGCCCCCUGGACCCUCGGGCAGCCCAGGUUCUAAGGGACCACGAGGAGAUAGAGGAGACCCCGGCAACGCUGGUUCCAUGGGUCCUCGCGGUGAGUCAGGACUCCCAGGCGCAAUGGGACCACCGGGUCCACAAGGCCCUAACGGACUGUCUCUACCUGGAGAACCUGGUCGCCCUGGACCAAAGGGAGAUCCUGGAGACCCGGGUCUGGCUGGUCUGCAAGGUUCUCCUGGGCCACGUGGUCCUCUGGGCCCCGUUGGACCAAGCGGAGCACGGGGGCCACCAGGAAAGGAGGGACCAUCUGGACCUAGAGGCCCACCGGGGCCCAUGGGAAGCCCUGGAAAUCCAGGUGUACCAGGAAUUACUGGGAAACCAGGGAAACCAGGAGACACAGGAAACCCAGGACCUGUUGGCCUUAAAGGAGAGAAAGGAGAGAGGGGAGACUUUGCAUCCCAGAACAUGAUGCGCUCCAUUGCCAGACAAGUUUGUGAGCAGCUUGUGAACAGUCAAAUGAGCAGAAUUGACAUGAUGCUCAACCAGAUUCCUUCUGGAUAUCGCAGCAACAGUCCCGGGCCAGCUGGUCCUCCUGGCCCUCCCGGCAACCAGGGAUCCCGCGGAGAGCCUGGGCAGCAGGGCCGAGCUGGUUUCCCUGGAAGCCCAGGUUUACCUGGAAAUCAAGGAGAAAGAGGUUUGCCAGGCGAGAAGGGAGAAAGAGGAUCUCCAGGAACUGGUAUCAGAGGACAAAGAGGUGCAAAUGGGCCACCAGGGCCACCAGGCGAGUCACGAACGGGACCCUCAGGUCCUUCUGGUUCCGCUGGGCCUCGUGGCCCUCCAGGUCGCCAGGGUACUCCUGGGGUGAGGGGACCUCCAGGACCCACUGGAUACUGCGACUCCUCUCAGUGUGUUGGCAUUCCUUACAAUGGACAAGGAUACACAGACAACCGCUACCAGCCUGAACCUGAUGUAGUGUCUAUACCUGUGGAGCCAGCUGGAGAGUUUGAGACAAUACAGUCACCCGGUUACUCACGAAACCAACGAGAAAAGAGAUCACUACCAAGAGGGAAUACAGACACAUCAUAGCUAUGAUCAAGAGUUCUCAGAAAGUGUAAUAUUGAAAUGACUUCCACGAUCACGUAAUGUGAGGAUGAAGUGCUAUUCAGAACAAAACUAGUACUUAUUUGGGUUUGAUACCCCUGGUUAUAUUGAACAUAUAUUUUUUGACAUGAGAAAGUUUAGCAAGAUGACUACAAACCUACAUGUUCGCUCAUUACAAACCUGUGUGCUUGCUAAGUGUUUCCCUUUAAGUGUCUGCUUGUAAAAUAACUGCAAGUGUUUAUCGGACUCCAAUGUUUAAUGAACUAAUCAUGUGAAAACCAGCAGAAAGUUUGUCGAAGGAAGUACAGUAUGUGUGUUUCUGAACACUUUCACGCUACCCAUGUUGUUUUUGUCCAGUUUCAGUAUGUAAAGCUGUUUCAGAUACUCCAUUGGUAAAAAAAAAAAAAAGAAAAAAAAAAAAGGAUGAUGAAUUUGAUCCCCAAAGAUUUGUGCAUUGUGAUGUCUUGUACGGCCUGUAAACGAUAAAAUGAUAAUCUGACUUAUUGUAACAAACCAAACUUUUUUUUUUUUUGUUUGUUUUUGUUUUGGGUUUUUUGUUACCAAAGGUGGAAUUGCAUGUUUGUGUUGUAUAUUUACUGAGGAUUUCUAAGUCAGAAUAUAGUUGUUGUUUUCUAUCAAUGCAGUUUGGAAUUGGUUGCAAGACUAUGGACAUAGAAUUGCUUUUCUCAUGUUUUAACUGCACAUUUUGUGAAUUCCACACAGCCUUAUUUUCUUAUUUAUUUCUGAAACAGAAGAGGCAUUUUUCAAUAAAACUACUGAAAAUGUAGAA
Seriola aureovittata is the source of this 10362-nucleotide messenger RNA. It is a transcript of the gene col12a1a, whose product is annotated as collagen, type XII, alpha 1a. Gene Ontology annotation, molecular function: protein binding. The record is from RefSeq and is a predicted model, not a curated record. Bases 213 to 9557 code for a protein of 3114 amino acids. Lineage: Eukaryota; Metazoa; Chordata; Actinopteri; Carangiformes; Carangidae. The transcript is spliced from 66 exons.